Molecule: messenger RNA, 1656 nt
Organism: Aspergillus mulundensis
Lineage: Eukaryota; Fungi; Ascomycota; Eurotiomycetes; Eurotiales; Aspergillaceae
Exons: 1
Coding region: 1-1656 (551 amino acids)
Source: RefSeq, a predicted model, not a curated record
AUGUCUUACAAUACUUCCAACACCGCUGGCCCCCAUACCUCCGACAUGGCCAACCGGGUCGACCCUCGUGUGGACAGCGACCUCAGCCGCACCCAGUACGGUUCGCACACCGACACCACUGGAACUCGAGGCACUGGCAACGAGUUCGCCGGCACUCAGUCCUACGGCGGCAACACCUCCACGACCGGUCCUCACAGCUCCAACAUGGCCAACAAGCUCGACCCUCGCGUCGACAGCAACCAGUACGGCACCACUGGCAACACCUACGGAUCCAGCACACACAACGCCUCGGCCACUGGCCCUCACAGCUCUGGCAUGGCCAACCGCGCCGACCCUCGAGUCGACAGUGAUCAGUAUGGCAGCGCUGGCAACUACGGAUCCGGCACACACAACGCCGCUGCCACUGGCCCUCACAGUUCCGGCAUGGCCAACCGCGCCGACCCUCGCGUCGACAGCGAUCAGUACGGCAGCGCUGGCAACAACUUCGGAGGUGCUUCUCACGGCACCUACGGCUCAAGCACACACAACGCCUCUGCAACCGGUCCUCACAACUCUGGUCUAGCCAACAAGGCUGAUCCCCGCGUUGAUAGCGACCGAUAUGGCAGCGCUGGCAACAACUUCGGCAGCAGCACGCACACCACCUCUGCAACUGGCCCUCACAACUCUGGCCUCGCCAACACGGCCGACCCCCGCGUCGACAGUGACCGAUAUGGCAGUGCUGGCAACACCUAUGGCAGCAGCACCACCCACGGCACACACAACGCCUCCGCUACUGGCCCUCACAACUCUGGCGUUGCCAACAAGGCUGAUCCUCGCGUCGACAGCGACCGAUAUGGCAGCACUGGCAACACUUUCGGCACUGGCGCUGGUGCUGGCACUGCCACCCACGGUCGUGACAGCACUUCCACCAAGACCUUCGAGGAUGCCCACUUCGGGACUGGCCCUCACACCGGAGGCAGCACUUCCCACGGCACUGGCAGCACUUCCACCAACGCCGGCCCUCACAACUCCAAGCUCAUGAACAAGGUUGACCCUCGCGUCGACAGCGACGUCGACAACCGCGCUCGCUACACCCCUGGCGCCACUACCACCGGCAACACCCACACCGCUACCUCUGGCAACGCUGGCCCUCACACCUCCAACAUGGGCAACAAGGCCGACCCCCGCGUCGACUCUGACCGUGACCACCGCGACAACGCAGGCCCUCACAACUCAAGCAUGAUGAACAAGGCCGAUCCCCGCGUCGACAGCGACCGCGACAACCGCGCUAAGCACACCAACGCGCCCCACGGAACCACCGGCGGUCCCACUGGCACUGGCGUCACCGGCACCAGCGCCACCGGAGCUGGCACUACUUCUACCUCCCACGGCGCCCACUCCGGCGAGAAAGUUCACUCCUCCAACCUUCUCAACAAACUCGAUCCCCGCGUCGACAGCACCACCGGCCAAAUGAAGAACAGCCCCAGCAACACCUCCCACACCACCUCGGGAACCGACGCCUACUCCUCCGGCGGCGCCGGCCACUCUGCCACGGCUUCCAACAGCGCCCACCACACCGGCCAGCCAACCGCCACUCGCACCGGCGAGACCGCCGGCAACGGAGUCAAGGGGGCCGCUGCUGAGAUCCACGCAAGUCCUACUUCCCGCGCUAUCUAG